Molecule: messenger RNA, 777 nt
Organism: Nicotiana attenuata
Lineage: Eukaryota; Viridiplantae; Streptophyta; Magnoliopsida; Solanales; Solanaceae
Product: DNA-directed RNA polymerases II, IV and V subunit 11-like
Exons: 5
Coding region: 86-436 (116 amino acids)
Biological process (GO): transcription by RNA polymerase II
Cellular component (GO): RNA polymerase II, core complex
Molecular function (GO): DNA binding; protein dimerization activity
Source: RefSeq, a predicted model, not a curated record
AUUAAUAGUCGCUCACUGUAAUUCUCAGGAAUUGAAUUGAAUUGUUGAAGAAAAAAAGAAGAAGAAGAAAGGAGAAGAGAGAAAAAUGAAUGCUCCAGAUCGUUACGAACGAUUCGUCGUUCCAGAGGGCGUUAAGAAGGUUUCAUACGAGAGAGAUACAAAGAUCAUAAAUGCAGCUACAUUCACCGUUGAAAGAGAGGAACACACUAUCGGCAACAUUCUUCGCAUGCAACUGCAUAGGGAUGACAAUGUACUAUUCGCUGGGUAUAAGUUGCCUCAUCCUCUUCAGUACAAAAUCUUGCUCAGGAUUCAAACAACAAGUCAGUCCUCACCUAUGCAGGCAUAUAACCAGGCCAUAAAUGAUCUUGAUAAGGAACUUGAUCAUCUGAAGAAUCAGUUCGAGGGCGAGUUGGCCAAGCACUCGAGGGAAUACUAAUCUAUUUGGCAGUGAUAUUUGGUUCUCAACGAUGGUGCUUCGUACAGUUUCCUAGUUCUUAGUUCUGUCUAGGCUAGGAGUUUGUCUUGUCGAAUCUUCGUCUAUAUGUAUGUUGGACUAACAACUACAGUUUGUCUUGGGCGGUUAGCCCAUGCUUUGUUUAAACUAUUUGCUUGCAGUGUUGACAAGCUAUACUUUGAAUGUCUGCUUUAUGCCUCAAAGUUUAGGUUUCGAAACGCUUGUGCAUGUUGGUAAAUCUUAUAGGUGAUCAGCUAAGUUGAUAUCGGCACCUUUGGCACACUUUUUGUAUCUAUAUUUGGUUUUAGUUUGGUUUUUAAUUA